Drosophila subpulchrella is the source of this 4948-nucleotide messenger RNA. It is a transcript of the gene Ptr, whose product is annotated as patched domain-containing protein 3. The transcript has 10 exons. The record is from RefSeq and is a predicted model, not a curated record. Gene Ontology annotation, cellular component: cytoplasmic vesicle membrane; plasma membrane. The coding region runs from base 588 to 4103 and encodes 1171 amino acids. Lineage: Eukaryota; Metazoa; Arthropoda; Insecta; Diptera; Drosophilidae.
UGGUGCGAGGCGGUCGUGUGUGCGGAACAUUCGCCUUUCGUGAAAGGGCCCCAACUACCUGAUCGUCAAUCGAGACUCCCAACGAAAGCAGUUCGAUAGUGGCCAAAUUCGUCGGUAAUAACGCCAGAACUGAUCCAUCGGCUAACGGUUACCGAGUUCGAAAUCGCCCAGCCUCUACGUAAGCGUAGCGCAAGAAAGCAUCUGAUCUGUUCAGCGCGAUCUGAAGAGCGACUGGAUCUCUCAGUCCGUGGCUCGGUCUCAAAGUCAGCGGUUGUCGUGACGCUCCAAAUCCGAACUCGAAUCCGCCUCCGACUCCGUUUCUUUUAUUUUCGAUCCUGGCACUCCAGGUGAAGUAACACAAAUACGAUGGCCGAAUGCAGUGCAAAGAGUGUGCCAUCCUCGAAUCAUCACUAAGAAAUUCUGUGAAAGGCGAAGCACGUUGAGCCGAGUGCAAUUGAAAGGCUCGCGUGUAAUUUGUUGGUCCAUCGAAACUACUGGAAAAGUACUACACACGAAACUACUUUGCGAGGAGAACAGCAUCUUGGAUACGGAGCAAAACAAUAGUGAAAACAAAUCAGUGCCACAGGAUGACGUGCGGCAUAUCAUGUGUCGAUAAGACACUAAACAAAUCGUUUUACCAUCUGGGAAUUUGCAUAGCCAGGCACCCUGGAUAUUUUAUUAUCAUUCCGGUGCUGCUGACGCUGCUCUGCAUGACGGGGUACCAACAGCUGAAGUAUCAAAUCGAUCCCGAGUAUCUAUUCUCGCCGAUUGCGGGGGAGGGCAAGACUGAGCGUGCCAUUGUUGAACAAUACUUCAAAGUUAAUUAUACGCAUCGUUUCAACGUCGGACGCAUAACGAGACCCGGUCGCUUUGGACGAGUCAUUGUGAUAACAAAAGAUGGCGAUGAAAAUAUGAUCAGGCGCGAGGUGUUCCAGGAAUUGCGCCAGCUAGACAACCUCAUCCAAAAUGCAACCACGACCUACGACGGGGAUACGUAUACCUACAAGGACAACUGUGCCCGGUGGGAAAACGAGUGCUUUGAGAACGAUAUUCUCAACCUGGAUGCGCUGAUGGAUGAUAUCGAAUCGGGUCAGCUGAAUUUGACAUUUCCUUUCAUGUUCAACCCAGUCACGUGGGAUGCCCACCUGUUUCCCGUCUUUUUUGGCGGCACCAAGCUGACAGAGGACAAUAUAGUGAUCAGUGUUCCGGCUAUACAGUUGGUGUAUUUCGUCACCGCAGACACCAAACGGCAGGACGCAAAGGGCGCCGAAUGGGAGGAAACCUUUCUGAGGGUAGUUGGCAAUGCCGAGGACUCGGGCCUCUUCAAGCACAUCUCGGUCUCGUAUUUUGCCUCCCGCACUUUGGACCACGAACUCGAGAAGAAUACGAAGACCGUGGUGCCCUAUUUCAGCUCAACUUUUCUGCUCAUGGGUCUCUUCAGCAUCAUCACCUGCAUGAUGGGCGAUGCAGUUCGCUCGAAGCCCUUUUUGGGUCUCAUGGGCAAUAUCUCGGCCAUUAUGGCCACCCUGGCAGCCUUUGGCCUGGCUAUGUAUUGCGGCAUUGAGUUCAUCGGCAUCAACCUGGCUGCCCCAUUCCUGAUGAUCGGCAUCGGCAUCGAUGACACCUUUGUAAUGCUGGCGGGUUGGCGGCGCACCAAGGCCAAAAUGCCGGUGGCUGAACGCAUGGGCCUUAUGAUGUCCGAGGCAGCCGUGUCGAUCACAAUAACUUCGGUCACCGACUUCAUUUCGUUCCUGAUCGGCAUCAUCAGCCCCUUUCGAUCGGUCAGAAUCUUCUGCACGUACUCGGUGUUCGCUGUUUGCUUUACGUUCCUGUGGCACAUCACUUUCUUCGCCGCCUGCAUGGCCAUUUCGGGCUACAGGGAGCGAAAGAAUUUGCAUUCCAUUUUCGGCUGCCGGGUCCAGCCAAUGUCGGUUGCAAUUAAAGAGAAGCGCAACUUCCUCUACAAGGCGAUCAUGGCGGGUGGCAUCGACCCCAACGAUCCGGACAACCCCAUCGACAACAAGGACCACAUGCUGAUGGCGUUCUUCAAGGAUAAGCUGGCCGCAGUAAUCAACAACAAGUGGUGCAAGGCGGUCAUCAUCUUGGCCUUUGCGAGUUACCUGGUGGGCGCCUGUUACGGAAUAACCCAAAUAAAGGAGGGCCUCGAAAGGCGAAAGCUCUCCCGGGAGGACUCGUACUCGGUGGAGUUUUUCGAUCGCGAGGACGAAUACUACCGCGAGUUUCCAUACAGAAUGCAGGUCAUUAUUGCUGGCCCGCUGAACUACUCCGAUCCCCUCGUGCAGGAGCAGGUGGAGAACCUGACUAGUACUCUGGAACACACCUCGUACGUGACCUCCAGGCGGUACACAGAGUCCUGGCUGCGGUCGUUCCUAUCCUUCCUGGAGCGCAACAACGAGCUGCUUAACGUGACUGUGGACGACGAGCAGACAUUCAUUGAUGCGGUGAAGGAGCACUGGCUGUUCCCCGGAAAUCCCUUCUCACUGGACGUACGCUUCAACGACGACGAAACCCAAAUCAUUGCCUCGCGAUUUCUCAUCCAGGCGGUUAACAUCACGGAUACCAACCACGAAAAGGAGAUGGUGCGGGAUCUGCGCCAGAUCUGCAAGGACUCGCCACUGAACGCCUCGAUAUUCCAUCCCUACUUCGUGUUCUUUGACCAGUUCGAGCUGGUCCGACCGGUUUCACUGCAGGCGAUGGUGAUCGGGGCCAUCAUCAUGAUGAUCAUAUCCUUCGUCUUUAUUCCCAACAUCCUGUGCUCCUUGUGGGUGGCCUUCUCGGUCAUCUCCAUCGAGCUGGGCGUUGCUGGCUACAUGGCCUUGUGGGACGUUAACCUGGACUCCAUUUCGAUGAUUAACCUGAUCAUGUGCAUUGGCUUCUCAGUGGACUUCACCGCUCACAUCUGCUAUACGUAUAUGUCCUCGAAGAAACGCAGUCCGAAGGCUCGCGUCCGCGAGGCCCUUCACUCCCUUGGUCUGCCUAUUGUGCAGGGAUCCAGUUCAACCAUCCUGGGCAUUGUGGCCCUUCUGUUGGCUCAGAGCUACAUCUUCCUGGUCUUCUUCAAGAUGGUCUUCCUGGUGAUUUUCUUUGGAGCCAUGCACGGUCUCUUCCUGCUGCCCGUGUUACUCUCGCUCUUCGGGCCCGGAUCCUGUCUCACCUGGACGGGCAAGGACGACGGUAGCGACGCAGAAGUGGACGAUAGCCUGGAUCACCGGAACCUGGAGAAGCCCUUCUCGCAGUCCUACUACAUGCAAUACCCAACCAUGGGCAUUAACGGCUCUUAUGGAUCGAAGGGCUUCAUGGGAGCCCCGUACAAGGCCUACGGCGUGGACGAGAAAGACCUGGGACUGGGCACCUCUGGCGAGGACUCCUCGGAAAGCAGCUCGAGUCGAUCGCAGCGCCGUCAGCAGCAGGUUGCCUCCGCAGAGGAGGAGGCUGUGGUCCGGGAGUCUCCCAGUCGGAGAUACGAGGACGGAUGGCGUCGCUCCUCCUACCAGAAUAUUUAUGGACGUGGCGCAGAGCAGUUCCAGGCCCAGCCCGAGCUCUAUGGCCAGCAGGUUUCAGCGGCCGAGUGGCGCCAGCGCCUAGAUACACACGAGCAGCAGCAGCGCCAGCGACAACGCAGGGUUCCGUACGAGAACUAUCACCAGGAACUGGAGAUGGACAUGCAGAGGGCGCGGCGCAACUCGCACGGCGACGUCAUCGACCUGCACGGAACGCCCAACUCCUCAGUGGACGAGCGAGUGCGACGGCAGGCGGAGCCAUUAAGUGCCGGCAGCGGCGACGACGGCAGCUACCGCCAUCAGCAGGAGGUGGCUAUGUCGCCCUCCAUUGGAGCCGUUCCCCCAGCUAAGCGGUACCACCGACGACGGUCCUCGGAGGAUUCGACCAACCGCCACCAGCGUUGGCCGGCCAACAUUGAGGAGCGGAGGGCACGACGCACCCACUCGCCUGCCCACAGUCGCCCAGAACCUGCCACGCCCAGUUACUCCUACCGCUCCUCCUCGCACCACAAUCUCUACCAGCCGAACGGGAAGGGGUCAAAGCAUCCGCCCACCUACCAGUAUGGCGACUACUUCCAGUAAGGGUCGUUAUGUGACAGGAUUAUUUCUAUAAUGUAUGGAGAGAAGUGGGGGGUCGACCCUUUAGUAAAGAUGUACCAAAAAGGAUAUAGUAUUUGGACAGUACUAAAACAAAGAAUUUGCAUAAUCAAAAACUGAAUGCUUCCUCGAGUUCUAAAUAUUUUUAUCGAACGUAUUUAGACCUUGAAUUGGUGUCACAGAACAGCUCACUGAAAACGAAAAUGUUUUGUGCUAUAAGUCAAAAUGUCUCAGAAUUGUCCAUAGAUUACUUUUUGAAUGGUGGUUACUUUUUUGGCAUCUAUUGCAAGCAACCCAUCCAGGUAUAAAGAAACACAGAGGGAGCAGAGCAAAUUUUCUUGUCAAACUUAUUUUAAGUUAGGUCUUUUUUUGAAGAAAUCACAGCUGUUUCUGUCUUCACUUUUCAUCGAAUAUCCAACUAUCUAUUCUUACACAAGCCACAGGAAUUAUUUUUGUUGUGAACUCAAAGUUUUGUAGUGGAUAAAGCCCAUUUGUCCCUUUAAUUUUAUUCAUAAUACCAACUCGAGUCAGACAACUUAAGGUACCAUCUCCAGACUACUAUACACCUAGUUUCAUGUAUACUUCUUGAGUCAGACUUUGGGUUCCCCACAUCAGUGUUUAUUUAAAUUAAUUUAGACUUAGUGCGAGUGCGUGUUCGAUUCUGUUUAAUAAUGUAUUGUAUAGCAAAAGCAACACUAAGUAUAUAUUUAAUAACUAUUAACUGAUAAGAAUGGCCGCAUCAAGGCCCGAGCGUAUGCCUAGGUACCUAGCGCUGUAAGACAUUUUGAACAAGGCUGUAAAGCGUUUACAAUGUUUUCUAUUUAAUAAAA